AUGCCUGGAGAAGGGAAGAGGAGUGAGGUUCCGGAGGUGGUGGCGGGCCAUCCUUACGAUUUCCAUGUGUCGGGCCCUCGCAAUCUCUCCUCUCCCAACUGGAGAGAUCUCAUCCGCUCCAGCUGGAGGGAUCCAAAUUACAGGAGGACUGUGAUAGCAUGUUUUGUACAGGCAGUCUAUUUGCUAGAGCUAGACAGACAAGAAAAAAGAACCGAAGAAGAUGGUCUUGCUCUAAAAUGGUGGAAGCCCUUCAAUUACAAGCUGACAAAGACCUUGGUGGAUGAGAGGGAUGGCUCUAUUUAUGGUGCUGUUCUAGAGUGGGACCGCUCUGCUGCUCUAUCUCAUUUCAUAUUUCUGCGACCAACUGGGGCACCAAAGGCUGUCCUUGCACUUAGGGGAACACUACUGAAGAGCCCAACCAUUAGGAGAGAUAUAGAGGAUGAUCUCCGCUUCUUGGCCUGGGAAAGUUUGAAAGGUUCAGUUAGGUUUCAUGGGGCUUUGGAAGCACUGAAAACAGUGGCUGACAGGUUUGGCAGCAAGAAUGUGUGCAUCGGUGGCCAUUCCUUGGGAGCUGGUUUUGCUCUCCAAGUGGGCAAAGCACUGGCCAAGCAAGGGGUGUUUGUGGAGUGCCAUUUGUUUAAUCCACCUUCUGUUUCACUGGCCAUGGGUGUGAGAAUCAUCAGCGAGAAGGCUGGCUUUCUCUGGAAGAAAAUUAAGGCGAGGUUGCCUUCGAAGCCUGAAGUUUUGCCUGAGAAUGAGGAGGACAAGGAUUCUGGAAAUGAAGAAAAGAAAUUACAUGCAGAGAUAAAGAAAUGGGUACCGAAUUUGUAUGUAAAUAAUAGUGAUUACAUUUGUUACUAUUACAUUGAUUCUACUGGCACUGCUGUUGCUACCAGUGGUAGUACAAAAGAGACAAAUACAAAUGGUGGGAAUGGAGAUAUAGCAGCAAAGCUUUUUGUGAUGUCCAAGGGGCCAAAGAAGUUUCUUGAAGCUCAUGGGUUGGAGCAAUGGUGGGCUGAUGAUAUGGAGCUCCAACAAGCCCUCCAACACAGCAACCUCAUAAACCAGCAGCUAAGGUCUUUAUAUGCAAUGCCACCAACCCUACCUCCUGGGAAGGCAUAGUAGGAGCUACUGCCAGGGUCUCUAGAAUUUUCUUCCCCUUGCAUAUCCAGUUCUCAUAGUAUGUCAUCCUCUUCUUGAGUAUGGUUCAAAUAACUUGCUAUUUGUACCCUUUUUCCUUUCAUAAGCAUAGUCAUUCACUUGUUAUCUGCUCUCUUAA
Messenger RNA from Elaeis guineensis (African oil palm), 1279 nucleotides. RefSeq names its product GDSL esterase/lipase At4g10955. The record is from RefSeq and is a predicted model, not a curated record. NCBI's taxonomy places the organism in Eukaryota, Viridiplantae, Streptophyta, Magnoliopsida, Arecales, Arecaceae.